This is a messenger RNA of Cryptomeria japonica (Japanese cedar), 960 nucleotides long. RefSeq lists its product as uncharacterized. NCBI's taxonomy places the organism in Eukaryota, Viridiplantae, Streptophyta, Pinopsida, Cupressales, Cupressaceae. The transcript has 2 exons. The record is from RefSeq and is a predicted model, not a curated record. Bases 1 to 960 code for a protein of 319 amino acids.
AUGGAUGAUGUCUUUGAGAAAACAACUAAACAGGAACAGAAGUUGCAGCAGCUGGAAAUUUUCCAUAAGAAUGAUAAAGGAGAAGUGAACAAGGUUGGAAACAAGAAAGUGAACAAUAAUACCAACUUCACUAAUUCCAAUACCAGGCAGAACUUUGACAGGAAUAGAUCAGAUGGGCAUCCAGGACCUAGAGAUGGAUGUUACAAUUGUGGGGGAAAUCAUUAUGCUUCAAACUAUCUACAACGUUCCACAACUCAAAGAGGAAGAAAUCAGCAAGGAGCAUCACUACAUUUGAUUCAUACAACAGUAGAUAACUGUCAGGCUGACUUUCAGGCUUCACCUAUCCAGGUAACGAGUAAGCUUUUUGGUCACUCAGUUUCUAUUUUAAUCGAUACAGGGGCUAAUGAAUGCUUUAUUGAUCCUAAAAUAGUUUCUAGAUUAUCUAUUAGACCUGGUUAUAUGUCACAUGCAUGGAUGGUUCAAUAUGGAAAUCAAGCAAAGAAGAGGGUAGAUUCAUGUCUAUUUUGCAGUGAUUUAGAACUUCCAAAUUUCCAAACUUGGGUUAACCUUUAUGUAGCGCCAUUGGGAUCAUAUGAUGUGAUAUUAGGUAUCAGUUGGCUAAUUGAACAUAAAGCUUUAGUAAACUAUGCUGAUAAAGUUGUUAGCUGCUUAGAUUAUACUGGAAAUUCGGUUGAAAUUCAUGGGUCUAAAAGGCCUCUUGAAUUGAAACACAUCUCAGCUAUGCAACUCAAGAAAUCUCAGAGGAAGGGAUGUACCAUUGUUGUUGUCAUGGUAAGUGACUUGGAUAAUGCCAAGAAGAUCCCUAAGGAUUAUUUGGUUCUCAAAGAGUUCUUGGAUUUUUUUCCAAAAGAUCUUAUUGAGUUACCACCAAAAAGGGAAUUUGACUUCUCUAUAGAACUCUUACCUGGAAUCGAGCCACAAUCAAGGCUCCAUACAUAA